CCCACUCGUCCGUUCCCGCUCCCCUGGUACUGCUCGCGCUCUUCCCGCCUCCCUCACUCUUCCGCUCCUCCUUCAGCCAUCUUCCUGCCUGCAUCUCAUCUCAUCCUCUUCCUCUGUUUCUCUCAUCCAUUCUUGGCUCUUCCUGGUGAUCUCAUCCCCUGAUCCUGUUUGCGCCCGUCACUGCGCCCUUCCUCCCGAGGCCCUUCGUCGCCAGCGUCUCGGUUCCUAAUUCUCAUCCAUCCUUCUUCCGUUCUCUUCCGGUCCGCUGGGAUUUCGUGCUACACUACUUCUAAGAGAUGCUGAGCAUCCGCUACUUGUUCUUCUUUGCCCUUGUGGCAGGUUCCGCCGACGCUUUCCGUGGAAUCAGUGGCCAAUCGCUGCAGCCUUUUCCUCACAACUGCGCGGAGAUUUCUCGUUUCGAUGCGGCGAGAAGAGACCGUGAUCAGAGAUCAGAAAGCCUGUCUCCUCCUCUGAGAAGUAGCGCGCUAAGAGCUAGCAUGGAGUGUGACGUGUCGUCGAGCAACGCAGUGGGCGCUGCGAAGCAAGCAGUCGUGCUGGAGGAGGGGAUCAAGAGCAGCUCCGCUGUCAUCACGAAUGAGGCCACGGGGUUCUCUUGGAUUCCAGUAGGGGGAACAUCGAAGGGCAGAAGUGUGGAGCAGUGUAGAUCUUUCUCUUCGAGGAGCAAGGAGGAGGUGCCGUACCAUGCCAACUCCAUGGGUUUCGCCUGGAUCCCUGUGAGCAGCCAGGCGGCGGCAGAGUGAAGAAACCAUGUACUAUCUUGUUGAAGUUGUUAACGCAGUCGAUUUGUCGAUGUGUAUUUAUUUUGAACUGAAAGAUG
Molecule: messenger RNA, 838 nt
Organism: Guillardia theta CCMP2712
Lineage: Eukaryota; Cryptophyceae; Pyrenomonadales; Geminigeraceae
Exons: 1
Source: RefSeq, a predicted model, not a curated record